UAAGGUAUUAGAGUUAAUUGAAAUCAAAUAAUCAUCCAGUAAUUAGAUAAUUGUGUCUUGUUUAUCUCCUAACAGGAUUGUGUUGGUGAGAUUGGGUUUGUUGGAAUAGACUGUUUUGUUUAUUUGAUUGGUAUUUUUCAGCCGAUACUGGGCUCGUCGAAGUAUGCCCAAUAGAAUAAACAAAUAUGCCACGGGAUAUUCUUAGUGAUAGCUUUUCAGUGUUAAGUAUUGUAGAGCAUGAAGAUGAAGAGAACUGGCCUCUAGAAGAGAAACCAUCUUGUAGACAAAAUGAUAAGAAAACAAUACACAUUUCAUUGAACAGUCAAAAAACUAAAGAUGACUGUGCAUGCUAUUAUAAUUAUGGACUUGGAGACGGCAGCAGUAACAGGCAGCUAGACCCCAUAUAUCAGUAUAAAACCAGCAGUUUGCCAGCUGCUUCCAGCAUCAAUCAAUCAUGGGAUGAAAUAGUUUGCUCUGCUCUAAGAUUGAGUCCAGAAGACAUUGCAAAUCAACUAACAUUACUUGAUCUACCAUGUUUUAAAGCUAUUCAGCCAAAUGAACUGACUACUUGCUGUUGGAACAAAGCAAACAAGCAGACUGUGGCUCCAAAUGUAGUCGCAUUUACUAAAAGGUUUAACAGGGUAAGCUUUUGGACCGUACAAGAAGUAUUGAAUGGCCAAUCACCUAAAGCAAGAGCUGAAACCCUGACGCAUUUUAUUAAAGUAGCAAAAAAGUUACAUGACCUCAAUAAUUUGCAUUCUCUGUUUGCUGUCAUAUCUGCGUUGAAUAGUGCUAGUAUAUAUAGAUUGACAAAAACAUGGGCAUGCUUAUCAAAGAAGGAUAAACAACAAUUUGAUAAACUAGCAGAACUGUUUGGCGAAGAAGAUAACUGGACAGCCCUGAGAGAAUAUUUGAAAAGCAUAUCUUUACCCUGCAUACCUUUUAUGGGUAUAUUUUUAACAGAUUUAACAUAUAUAAACAUUGCCCACCCGGCUCGUUCGCCUCACCGGACCGCCAAAAUGGCGGUAGUUUUAAAAACAAUUGGGAAAUACCAAACAUCGGAAUAUGAUAUUACACCUUUGCCCCAUGUAGCCACAUAUCUUAACAGCGUUCGUUAUAUAGAGGAGCUUCAGAAAUUCCUGGAAGAUGAUCAGUACAAAUUGUCACUAAAGCUGGAGUCCCCCUCGCCCGUCGGCAGCUGCGCCGGGUCCAAGGAGUCCGUGAAAGAGACCGGCGUGGCCGGUGCGCCCGCCGCCUACUCGCUCUCGCCCUCGCACCGGCUCGGCUCCGGCUCGCUCCGCCUGCACACCAACUACCCCCACUCCAAAUUCAUACCUACACACAGGAAAUGUAGAUCGCUGGGAUCUAACAUUUUCGGAAAGGGGCAGUCCGACGAGAAGACGCCGGCGGGCUCGGUGAACUUACUCGACGACACGCUGCUCGAGUCGCCGGGCUCCAUGGCCGGGGACAAGCUGUCCCAUUCCUUGCCGCAUACAAAUCCUUCGAAGACGGAAGCGUCAGAAUGUUUGUACGAAGGUUUCGUGAGAAGAAAAAUCGUGUUGAGGGACGGAAAGAAGGUGUCCCUUGCGUCGUGGCAGCGGUACUGGCUCAUGCUGCGCGGUCAGCAGCUCCACUUCUUUGCCGCCAACUCAUUUAAGGGCACGAAACGCGGCGACUUCCGCGACGAGCGCUACAAGACACUGUCGCUCGAGAGCUGGACCGCCACCCGCGGCGAGUCGUCGGACUCCUUCCAGCUCAUACACCAGCACGGCACACUCUACAAGUUCAAAACUGGAUCUGAUACUACGGCCAUGCAGUGGUGGAUAAAGAUCCAAGAAGUAUCUAACAAGAUGGUGAAACCAUUGCCCGCGAAUCUCAUGCAGUUCGAAUAACCGCCACGGGCGGCGGCUACGCUCUGUGUCACUCUAACUCUCUUCAUAGACUUGUGAUAUACAGUAUCUGCAUCUGAUUGUAUUAAGUAUACGUUGGUUGAUACUUGAUUCAUCGCACAUUGCGACUUGUUGCAGCGAUACGGUCACUUUACUGUUCUCGUGCUUUACCCUACAUACCACCUCUCAAAGAAUUUGCUUUAUGAUUCAUAUAAGAAGACUCGAGGUCACCACACUGGCGCUCUUUCAUUUGUAUAUUAUUACGCCACAGGGCGUACCAAAAUUUUAUACAACAUCUCAAGUUUAUCUCUGCAUUUUUAGUUAAGAUUUGUAUUUUAUAUGAUAACAUAUAUGAAAAUGAAAGGAGCAGUUGCACUCUCAUGCUAAGUUAGUAUGAGAGUGGCAAUGCGUGGCGCGUGGCGAUGCCGCGUCAUCUAAGUCAUCUUAUAUGGUGCACGAGUGUAAAGGUAAGUGAUCCGUUCUAUACCCAUGGUUAGGUUAGGUACUAGUCAGUGUAAAAGUGUCGCGAUACCAUCAAUUAUCACGCUUAGGACACCAUUGACACCGUCGCCGAGUGUGAUGGCUCUAAUAGUCAGAAAGAACACAUAGAAAUAGUACAUUUUAAAUGUUAUGCAUAUAAUCCUUUUGAAUAUAAUGUGUAAAUAAUAUUGCUUGAAUCCACCGAUAUGAGUAUAUUGAAACUAUUAUAAGCACUCCCUCACAUGUGUGUUACUUUUUAUAAUAUUGAAUUUUAAUGGAAUACUACAAGAAUAAUUGAAAAUUUGCGGCUGAAUCCUUCGUAAGACUCGUAUUGUAAAUGAUUACUUGUUUUAUGGCUACUGUUUAGGUCUAAGUGUAGGCUCCAUUAUCGUAAAACAUUGUGAAUCCUAUCAUUGAAUACCCUCAGGUCUGGCCGCCAAAAGUUGUAGUUUAAAGUUAAGUUUAGGUGUGUUUGUGUGUACUAUACACAAAAAAUAUUUUGUGCGUUGUGUGCGUUCUGUUCUGUGGUAGGUAUUUCACAUUCGUUAAUGUAGGUACAACUUUGAGGCUUGACACAUAAGUCAACAAAAGUAACUGUGAUUCGAAAUGCUUGACCGUAGACACAUUUUGUU
Messenger RNA from Cydia strobilella, 3001 nucleotides. It is a transcript of the gene RalGPS, whose product is annotated as ras-specific guanine nucleotide-releasing factor RalGPS2. Gene Ontology annotation, molecular function: guanyl-nucleotide exchange factor activity. The transcript has 11 exons. NCBI's taxonomy places the organism in Eukaryota, Metazoa, Arthropoda, Insecta, Lepidoptera, Tortricidae. Gene Ontology annotation, cellular component: plasma membrane. Gene Ontology annotation, biological process: Ras protein signal transduction; positive regulation of GTPase activity. Bases 186 to 1892 code for a protein of 568 amino acids. The record is from RefSeq and is a predicted model, not a curated record.